AUGGCAUCCGCCAAGGUCCCCUUUAUCCCGGACAACACCAAUGGCAGCGUCACCAAGCUGGACAUGCGCAUAGGCGGGCUGCUCGCCGAGCCCGCAACGGGCGCGGACGAGCCUUACGCCCCCGUCUUCCCUGUCGGAUUCUACACCUCCUUCGGCGGCUUCCUCGCAGACAACCUCACCGCGCCUCGACGAAAUCAAAGCCGCAGGGGCACACCGUCGUACACCACAUCCCGACAUUCGACAAUCUCACCGCCCUCGACGCCGUACGCGCAUGCAGGAGCUCGGGCUCUACCUCAUGUACGGGAUGCGCUGGACGUACAUGAACCUCACUGGCGUCACGGAUGGGGUGAACCGGAUCAAGAACAGACCGAACCGUACACCGGGGACGAGUCCGAUGGGUGGGAGGACCCGCUGAACGCGACGCAGCUCGCGUACGUCACGAUAUACGGCCUCGACUCGGGCUGCCACCCCGUCAGCCUCGUGCUCAGCUGCCAGGACUCCUACUUCACGGAGUACUCUGCCGGUGCAGACAUCGUGAUGCAGGAUAUGGGCACGGUCUGCACCCCAGACUACGGCGACUGCGGGUGCGAUAACUGUAAGGGCGCCUUCGAAGACAUCUCCGACUGGAUGACUUCGACUCUCGCCAGCAGAUCCUGGGCCGCGAACUCUCUCAGUCCGUCUGGACUGGUACCCCAAGCCUUCGGAAACGACACGUACUGGAAGCGGUACCCGACCGGAGCAGAGUACACCGUGUCCGCCGCGCUCACGAUCAACCACGGCGUCGUCGCGUGGGGUCAGCCCGCGCCGGACGACCUGCUCGCUGCCGCGUCCGCGCUUGCCGCCGCGCUCGAGCCCGCCAAGGCGUUCAUCCUCAGUCCCGAGGCGGAGUACGCGCAGAGCCCCACGGAUCGCGUCGACGUCGCGUCGUGGACGGUCGGCUCGCGAGCGUUGCUCCUCGUCACGAACCUCAACUACGAGGCGAAGACGGUGCCUAUUCCGGCGGCGCUCCGUGCGGCGGCGAGGGCUGGAUUGAAGCAGGUGUUGGAUACCGGGGCCAAGAUCGUGGGGGAGAACAUCGUGCUCGAGAGCGUAGGGACUGGCGCGUUCAUACUCGGUCGGUAG
Punctularia strigosozonata HHB-11173 SS5 is the source of this 1122-nucleotide messenger RNA. RefSeq lists its product as uncharacterized. The record is from RefSeq and is a predicted model, not a curated record. The transcript is spliced from 3 exons. Bases 1 to 1122 code for a protein of 373 amino acids. Lineage: Eukaryota; Fungi; Basidiomycota; Agaricomycetes; Corticiales; Punctulariaceae.